Molecule: messenger RNA, 1387 nt
Organism: Amborella trichopoda
Lineage: Eukaryota; Viridiplantae; Streptophyta; Magnoliopsida; Amborellales; Amborellaceae
Product: RNA-binding (RRM/RBD/RNP motifs) family protein
Cellular component (GO): nucleoplasm
Molecular function (GO): RNA binding
Source: RefSeq, a predicted model, not a curated record
CACACUCGUUCCUUUGUUUAUUUUCAAACAAGAGAGAGAUGGGAAGGAAUAAGAAAGGAGAACCUCCCUCCGUUCGGGUUUACACUGUGUGCGACGAGUCCAGAUACUUGAUUGUUAGAAAUGUACCAGCUUUAGGAUGUAUUGAUGAGCUUGUCAAAUUGUUUGGUUCUUAUGGACCAAUAGAUGAGUGUAGAUAUAUGGAUGAAGAAGAGAGUGAGCCCUACACGGAUGUCUGCUGGAUCAAAUAUGUACAGGUCAGCAAUGCUAGGUUUGCAAAGAGAAAGCUUGACGAGCAUGUUUUCUUUGGGAACCGAUUACAAGUUUUCUAUGCUCCCCAGUAUGAGAGCCUUUCUGACACAAAGGAGAAGUUGGAAGUAAGGCGAAAGGAAGUUUUGAGCAGAUUAAAUUCUGGACAGCCUAAAAUGCCAAAAUCACAGGGUUCAAAAAGCAGGUGUAAUCCAGAUAUAUUUGUUGGACCUUUACUGGCUCCUUCUCAUUCACAGACAAGCUUUGUUCUCCCACAGAUUGCCUCUUAUGAUGGUGUUUCUGUGGAGUCAGCACGAGAAGAAGGCUUAGAAGAUUCUCCAGUCAGAAGGCUGCCAUCGCAAGAGUACUUCUCAUCAUCGUCAAUGAACGAGACUGUUCAAUUGGUCCGGGAAAAGCUCGAUGAGAUACAAUCAUGUGGUGACAAUCAAUUUUCUGUAACCGGUGUUCAUCUUCAAAAUGCCCAAGGAGGGCCGGCCUUGAAGAAGUUACGUGUGGACAAUAGGAGGAGAAUUUGAUCAAUCGGAAUUUAUUCCAAUGCUUUCACUGGAGAUGAAACUUGCUCAUAGCAAUUAGAUGUCAAAUUGGAUCAUUUAGGGGUGCGUCAUGAAGUUUGAGAAUUUUUUCUUUUGUUGAACUUCGAGUCUAGUUAAUGAUACAACUACCCAAUUCAAAAUCUAAUGGACAAUACUGAUUGACAUCUUUGUACAAAAAGUAAAUGAUCCCUUUGUAUACUCUUAAUUAAUUUAACUUUUAUCUUGAUUAGUCCUUGCAAUAUUCUGGAAGGAAAAUGAACCUAGGAAAAAAGAAAGAAAAAAAGAAUGAAAGCUAGCUACCACAAAGAAAAGUGUGACAAAAGAAGAUGACAAUAACAAAGGAUUCGUAUUGCAAAUGAUACUUCAGUGAAAAUAUAAGCGAGUAGUAUUUGAUUCUUUUCCUUUGUUGUUAGGGGAAGAGGAUGCUUCAGUGAAAAUCAGGGAGUUAAUGAAGAAUUAGGUUCCAUGUCCAAGUAUCCUUGGCCAUAGACUGGUGAUUAAUCAGUCCCAAUGGCUGAGGGAUGUCAAAGAGCAUUGUAGCUUCCUUUUGUGUGUGUGAGAGAGAGAGAGAGAGAGAGAGAGAGAGA